Molecule: messenger RNA, 1197 nt
Organism: Fusarium tjaetaba
Lineage: Eukaryota; Fungi; Ascomycota; Sordariomycetes; Hypocreales; Nectriaceae
Exons: 2
Coding region: 1-1197 (398 amino acids)
Source: RefSeq, a predicted model, not a curated record
AUGGCUGUUUUGCUGCCUCAACCAAUUCAUACAGCCACUUCGUCGUCUUGGCCUUCACGAACCUCAUCACUAUCCAUGUCGCCACGGAUGGAGACAUGCCGUGCUUCAGUCACAGAGACUAACUCACCGGAAUGGCUUCCCCAGGCUCUGUCAGAGACUCUGCACGUUCUGCCUUACACUUCCACAGAGUGGGCGAAGGUGAUUUCGGAUGUCAAGAGAGAAUAUCUUAACCGCCGUUAUCGUCCCUGUGCAACCCGCUGCAGUGAAAUCCUGGACAAUCUCAAAGAUUUCAGCAUUGUUGAGCCAGCAUAUCUGAUAUAUCUUAACUUUUACGCAGCCAACUCACAAGAGAUGCUUGCUCGUGCACUUCAUCAAGCCGCCCCAGCGCGAACCACACUACUCAACCAGGCUCGGGACCAUUAUCAACGUGCCUCAACGCUCAUCAAUGCUGCAGACUCAACCGUUGGUCCAGCUUUACUGAGAAGACCGUCUGGCACUACUACAACAUUGCCAAGCCUCCACUCUGCCGAUAGCUCUGUGAGCUCCUAUGUAUCGUCAACAUGGACCUCGUCUCACAGUGUAUCUCCGGCAUCAUCGAUCUCAUCGAUACAAAGCGUGCCCACUUCUAAGCGUAAGAAGAAGCGAGUGACUUUCAGCGACGUGCCCGUGGAGCUUCUCGAACGUCCGGACUCACCAACGCUUGGCCUAGGCAGCUUUUUAGGACCUGCUCGUUCAACAUCCCCAGAAAGUUCUGGGGGAGGUUCAUCUCCUGUACCAGCACCUCUGCGGUCAUUGACUCAGGUGCCUCGGUCAAUCCUCACUCCACGUUCAGCACAAAAUGAGGCCUCCCCUUCUACAGACGCAGAGCUUGACCCCUUCCGCCAUGCUCGCUCUGUCCACCGCUACAGUGCCCUCUUAACGAGCCUGCAGCGCCAAGUCUUUCGACACCUCAACUUCAUCGAGGCAGAGCUCGGCCAACAGCACACUACCUCACCGUGUGAAGACAUACCUCCGUUGUCUGCCACCGUGACGACGGUCACUUCUGCGUCCACUACGCCGAACGCCGACAAGAUGCGUUCACCGGAGCUACAGGCACGGAUAGAGCGACUCCGUGCGAAAGGCUGGGAACGCAAGCGAUUCGACGCGCGUCGGUAUGCCGAACUUCGCGAGAGUGCUUCGGCAGAUAUGAACAACUAA